GUCAUGAGCCUCUGUCUGCUCCAUCUCAUCGAUCCUCCCAGCAACCCACAAGGAAGGAGAAGUUUCUUUACAGAUGAGGAAACUGGGGUGUUGGGCUAAAGUUGUUGAUUUGCCAGAGUCCCACAGCACUAGCUUCACAUAGAGGCAGAUGCCACACAAGCCACCCACCCAGAUGCAGAGCCAGAUUCCCUGCAUGGACUGGACGAGAGUUUCCCAGCUGGAGUUCUCUGGGCCCAGUUGCCUGUGACAUGGGGUUGGGGGUGCUCCAGAAAGUCAUGGCCACCCCUGGAGGAAGUGACUUGUGGCUGACUGCUCAAGGGGAAGUCCUGUGGCGGUGGAGUCGUCAGCAUUCAUUCAAAUAAGGUAAGUGCUUCGGCAGGGAUGAGGGAGGGGCUGAAAGGCUGGGGGUGACUGCGAUGACCUCAAGCUUGAACUGAAACCUCUGGAAGGGCAUUGUAUUCGAACUGUUUAGAUGAUUGCACGGAAUCAUCUCAUUUUUACAUCAGCAGAAGCCUAGGCUCAGAGAGGUGAAGUGAUUUUGUCUGAGGUCACACAGCACGGUAGUGAUUGGGCUGGGUCUGAGGGCCUCUCUGGGGGUGCAUCUGAGGUCUCUGUGCCUCAGGGGAGCGGGAGGAGUGGAGACUGGGGCUGUGGCCAGGCUCUUCCUAGCCUUCCUAGGUGUCUAUCUGCUCUUCAGUGUCAUCUCCACUUUCCUUUCCCUCUGUUUCUUCCUCCUCUGCCUACAACACUCUUAGUUUGUUCUAAAUGCCCCCUUGUCAGAGCUGAGGAACUUGAGGUGACAUGCUGAAGACCCUGGCUGAGGAUCCUGGUUUGACGCAUUUUUCUUGGAACCCUUGGAUGUUCCUGGGGUCCCCAGCGGGAGUUCUGCCUCAUGCCACACGUGGGUUCAGUCCUGCGGAGCCUGGACUCUGGGUUAAGAGAGGACCAUCUGCUACCGGCCCCAGCCCAGAUGAUACAGUUAGAGCCUACCCACAGCAUCCUCCCGCCUUCAGACAGUUCCAGGAACAGGGGGCCAUGGCUGCUGCGGGGUCACUGCGUGACGCGAGCACCGCAGCAUCUCAGUUUUGGAUCCUAAAAUCAACCAAAGGCAGAAUCUGACCGCUUUCCAAAGCAAUGAUCCUUUAGACUGAGAACAAAAUCGUGGAACAGCCCUUCAUUUUUCGCAUCUCAAGAAGUCACAAGGCCCAGAAUGCAAGAAAAUCGUGGCUUUUGAUGACCAGGCCUUGUCGGAAUGGCCGAGAAGUUCCUCACCCGCAACCUGGUGCAGUGGCUGCAUUUGGCUGUCAUGGAGCAGGUCUCAGUGGAGCCAGGAUUUGCUCUGUUCAAAGAUAAAAAGCACUGGAGAGGGAAGCAGCAGAUCACACGGAGUGAUCUCGAUUCUGUAGGGGCCUGUCCCCGGGGUGUUUUGCACAAGGCUCCAUGUUAAAUAAGCCUCCAUUCGAGCGCAGCCUCAGGAUAGCCAUCCUUCAUUCCCCCCAGUCACGCACCUUCCACUGCCUGGUUCUCUGGGCGCUUCCAUCUAGUGGGAGAGCCGCCUUCAGCCAAUAAUUGCACACAGGUCUGGAUGAUGCCCAGCCCCAAUCACUCCUCUAAAAGCAAGGAACUUGCUUCUGCAGAGUCAAACGGAGCUCACAUGAGGUUCCUGGAGGCACUGAGGUUUUUUUCUAGUCUCCUGUUUUGCACAGACCUUUUUCUUACUGAGCAAUUCACUAUCUGCUGGCUUCGGAAGAGGUGGAUUGGAUUUCAGGUGGGGUCACCGAGAAGCCGCCAGAUGUCCGGAUUUGGAGGCAACACAGGCCACCCAAGUGCCUGCACAGGAAAAUGUAUGCAGCUGCCACGCCACAUCAAAGGCAGGUGGUCCGGGGUGAUCCAGGUGCGAUUCCUGGCACAGGCACCAAAGUACUGUCAUCCAAAGCAUCCUCUAUCUCGGUUUCCUCAUCUCUAAAAUGGGGUUCCAUCUAACUUUUCGGGUUCUGCAAAAACUCCUGAGCAAACCACUUCACUAGCCAGGAACGCGGUAUGCCUGCCAUGCCUGGGGCAGGCAGGGCUUUCCAAUUUCCUCCCCAAGGUUUUCUGAGAAUUCAUCUGACGAUGUCUGUAAAUGUCCCUCCAUUCUCUUUCAUAGAGGAAAUGCUCACAUUAGAAGGAAGUCUCUUAUGACCAGAGCUCCCCACUUUCAAGGUAGAAUUUUGCUUGGCUCCCACAGCCCUGGGCUGGUUUCUGCACAGCCUCCCAGGGUCUUUUCCUAACCCACAAGUUGUAUUCUGCCACUGGUCUUGCCUAAUUCCCGCUAAGAGCCCCUGCAGGAAGGCACCAGGGCUCCUUCUGUCACCUGUGCUCCAUUCCCCUUCUGAAGGGCAUGUGGCAGCAGCACGGAGCAGCUUGAAGCUCCCCAGUGGGGCUGGGCUCUUCCUAAGUCCCAAACCUCCCUCUGCAUGCCCUUUCCUUUGAUUGGCUUUGCAAACUCCUCUUCAUCCUUCAGAACCCAGCUCUGUGAUCAGCCCCUCUGGGAGGCCUUCCUCGACCCCCCUGUUCCCCUGAUGACAGAUUCACUUCAUCCACAGGCUCAGUGUCAGGGACGUGGGGAACCCUGAGGCCUGUUCCUGGUCAUCCCGCAGGCCAGCGGAGUACCUCUCUCGCUUUUGGGGAGCAGGGGCACAUCCUCCUCGAUCCCGCUUCGUGGCCAGAAUCCUGUCCAUUGACCUCCCCAGCAAAGAAGUCCUGUUUCAGAAAAGCCUGCAUGAGGCAGGCUGACUGCAGGGAGGGCUGCCACAGAGCCUGGCGAUUGUGGAGACACUGUUACACUGUUUCAGGCUGAAAGCGGAGUGCAGCUGACGAGAAGGGUCUCUGGGAAGGAGGGCUCAGCACAGCCCAACUGAACGCAAUUACGAGGGUCCCCGCUUGUGUGUACAGCAGCCAGGGUUGUUCCGCGGUGGGUAGGAGGGUAUGGGGAAGGGACGGUGGUCCUGGAGGCCCCAGGGAAGGAUGGGAAGCCGUCUGUCCCAAGGAUCCUUCUGCCCUUGCUGCCACCUUCAGGAGGGAGCAGUGGCCGUGAGAAAGGAAGUGGAGACAGGGAGGGAGAGCCUGGCAGCCCGUCCUAUUCCUGCCCCAGGCGACUGGCUUGUGACAUUCAGAUAGCUCCCUGGGUCUGGUUUUUCCUGUUACUGAAAUUGCUGCUGCGUGAAAUUCUCUGGGCUAGGUCAGAAGUGGCAGCCGGGGAGUGUGCCCAUGUGUGUAAAAUGUCUCAGCUUAAAGAAACAGGAAAUUCAGGACCAACUCGAACGCUGCGGCCCACGCCUUGUUUCCUAGAAAGGAAGGGGUCGAUAACAUGGGAGGCUGGGGCCCUGCGGUGAGGACACGGAUGACACAGGAGGCUGGGGUCCCCCAAUGGGGCCGGGGAUGACACGGGAGGCUGGGGUCCCCCUUUGGGGCUGGGGAUGACCUGGGAGGCUAGUGUCCCCCACUGGGGUUGGGAAUGACAUGGGAGGUUGGGGUCCCCCACUGGGGUUGGGGAUGAGACAGGAGGCUGGGUCCCUAGUGGGGUCGGGAAUGACAGGAGGCUGGGAUCCUGCAAUGGGGUCAGGGAUGACACGGGAGGCUGGGAUCCCCCAGUGGGGUCAGGGCUUUGGUCCAGAGAGGAAUGGCCUUCUGGCCUCUGUGCUUGCCUGGGCCCAGGGCAGUCUCCUGACCCCCAGGGUCUCUUUUCCUCUCUGCUCUAAUAGAAUGUGGCCAAGAGCUUGUGCCUGCUGGCCUGGGAGGGUCUGGGUAGAGGAGGAUGAUGCUCUGCACGGAGAAACCCUGGAUGCUGGGUGCUGCCUGGUCUGGAUUUUGUCCUGAGCAAUCCUGGGGAAAUGGUCCGAGUGAAGUGAGAGCGACUCCGCGAGGGAAGACAGGUUACAGCGAGAUGAGAGCGGGCAGGGCUAGCCUCGGGGUCUGGGUCUGGGAGGUUCCUGGGACUGGCAGUGACGCAGCCAUUUUCUUCAUAGUCAAGGAAACCGAGGCCUUGAGAAGCUGGGUGCAUGGCCCACGGUCCCAGGCUCUUAGCUGCUUGACACCUGCACCAGAAUAUAGGUCCCAACACGUGGCCACUUUUCCAGUAGGUGGUCCAAGAUGUCCCCAGUCUGAAUUCUAGGGCUGGGCACUUGGCCAGCUCCCACAUCCUCCUCUCCCUUAGGGAGAAGUGCAGUGGUCCUGGGGCCACUCCACACUGGGGCGUCUGGGCUGGAAGUCACCCCAGGAAGCACCUGUGGGUCUGGCUAAUCAGGGCCCGAUGAAGGACACACACUUCUAACUCCCAAGGCCCUCAGAAUAACUGGGUCUGGUUUCCUGGGUCUGGCUUCCUGGAUCCAGCUGAACAGGUCUUGAGCUGGGGCUGUUUGGGAGAUCUCGGUUUCUGUCUGCAUCUCCUCGUCUGUUCAAAGGAGCAGUGGUUUGGGUGUCCC
Messenger RNA from Cercocebus atys (sooty mangabey), 4463 nucleotides. RefSeq lists its product as uncharacterized. The transcript has 6 exons. The record is from RefSeq and is a predicted model, not a curated record. NCBI's taxonomy places the organism in Eukaryota, Metazoa, Chordata, Mammalia, Primates, Cercopithecidae. The coding region runs from base 802 to 1119 and encodes 105 amino acids.